AUGGCUCAGUCAGAAGACCUCGAUGCUACAACUGACAGCGAGAGCAAUGGCCAGAUGUCCGACAAUGACGAUCUCGAGCAAGUUGUAGCCAUUGAGUUGGCGGCACCGCGACUUUCCACAGGAUCAGAGGACUCAGCAAGUGUCAAAUUCAGUGAUGAAACGGACGACGAGGAGCACGUCGACUCGUCCCGAUCUACGCAAGCGUCACUGCACGACCUGAUAGAGGCAGCGAAGGAUGACGAAACUGGAUUGGCAGAUCUCGAGAAAGCCCUUUCGGACUGGAAGGAUUAUGUCAACACUCGAGCCCCGAACAAGCUCCACGAAUCGGGUUUACAUAUGCUGGCAAAGAAGGGGUUCUACAAGAUGGCGAAUUGUCUCAUCAAUCAUGGAGCAGACAUUCAUGCCGAAAACUCUUACAAGGUACAGCCAUUACAACUUGCUUUCAAAGGGAAAAGCACCGAGCUUGUGAAGUUGCUGUUAGAGAAAGGGGCUCGAGUUGAGCAUUUAGAUUCAGACGGCUACCUUCCACUUCACUGGGCAAGCCGUUACGGGGGUCACGCAGUCAUAUCUCAACUGCUCGGUCCAGAAAACAUGUUCCUGAACCAAAUGGAGCCUCUACAUCAACAGACCCCACUCAACAUGGCUUGCUACUAUGGCAGGACAGAGGCUGUGGGGGUGCUUCUGGGGCAUAAUGCGGACCUCUAUCCCAGGGACAUUUAUGGAUGGACAGUAUUCUUCACAGCAGCCUCGAAGUGCUACUAUGAGACCUUGCAGAAGUUAAUAGAUCAUGCCCAGACACUGGAUGGAAAGCCCUUUGACAUACCCAAUAACGAAGGAAGGACACCCCUGACACAACUGUGUGCGAAUGCAUUCGAAGAGAAGGGAGACUAUCAACGCGAUAGAAACUGUAUUGAUGCUCUUCUUAAGCUCAAUCCUGAUGUCAAUGCGAGGGAUGACGAGAAAGGAACCGCCCUUCAUUUUGCAAUCGAAUCCGCGAUACUAGCGCAUGAUGCCUCAGUCCCCCUGGAAAUUAUCCACCAUGUUGCAGAUAACUUAUUGUUGGCAAGGGACAGUGAUGGCAGUACCGCGUUCGAUAUCCUGUUCGACGAAGAUGGUAUGGAUGAGGUGCUUCGCCCAGUUCUCGAUACACUCAUCAGCCGUUUGCACCCUCCUGGCACAAACAUAGAGGACCUCGACAAGGAUCUUCUUUACUGGGUGAUUGCUGAUGUGCAACGUCAUAAGUUGGCGCAACAAAUACUAUCCACAGCCUCGGCUGCUGAGAAUGUCCCUGAACAUCUUGACUCCUCUUCGUGGCAAGUGAUGGAAUGGUUAGUGUAUUACCGUCUUCAAGGACCUCUUCUUCAUUACAUAUCCACGCGAUCUGAGGAGAUCGCACUUGACCAUCGUGCUCUCAAUUCCGAGUAUAAACGGUGCAGGGAUCUGCUUGACAAAUUCAGGAACACUACAAGUACACUGCCAUCUAGUGGUGUCGACAAAGGCAAAAAGCCUGAUGUUGCAACGCGUCAGUCUGACAAGAAAAAUGACGAAGACGGGAAACAAGAUAUUCGGGACCUGGAGGAGAUACUGGAGUUAUUUCUUGUCAGAAGACCGUGUAAAAGUAUCGAGGUCCUGACCCUACUUGAACCUGAUGAGAAGAUGUUGGAGGCGCUAUCAGACGUCCGAGCGACUGUGUUGCAGAGCUACGACUCGUCCAUAAGUUCCCGUGAAAUCUACCGGUUUCGCUCAGUGAAAGACAUCGUAUAUGGGCAAGAUACCAUAGAAGUCUUUACUGAAACGUUAAACAGGAUGCUGAAAAAGUUAUAUCUACCGAAAGACCUACCAGCAGAAGUGGCGGCUGGAUUCACCAUGAAUACAGUGAUGGACCAAGUCGAGUUCACAUGGGUUCACCUCCCAUCAGCUAAUAUAGAUUGGAUGCAAAAUGUCGCGAAGAAGAUCUUGAAACGCGAGAACUGCGGGGAAACUCAGAAUCGAGGAAUCAUGUCAUUCUUCCGGGACAGUUGGGUCCAGAUCCCAGAUCAGACCUCAUCUUCGCGACUAAUGCGCCCGCGUUACGUUGAGCGCCAAAGGGCAACUGACAGAAAGGGCGGCGCUGAUAUUAAUGGGUCAGACAUUGGUAAGGAGGAAGCAAAUAGCGCAGUUUCAACUGCGACACCAAGCACAGCAAGUCUGGGAGACACCGAAGACGAAAGCGCGGACGGUCGAAGCAGCAACAGUAACACGGACCAGGGCUCUACUUCGGAAGGCAGCACUAAAACGACUGAAGAGCCCGAUUCUGAAUUCCUGGACGCCUCUGCUUUAUAUAUGCCGUACUUGGAAUUUUCCUUCUAUCAUCGUGAUGAAGACAACGUAUGUACAGAGGAAUAUUCUCAGAGCGCGGCUGUCAAAUAUUUCGAUGCUAAAGAGAAUGAAAUUUUGAGUGACCUGAAAAAGCGCAACACGCUUCUGAAUGCAUACAAAGCUUCGGCUUUCCACGAACCCUCGACGCUGGACGAGUUUUAUUAUCACUUCGCAGAUGAUUCAAAUGAAGAGAGAAAUAUGCGCAACAGGACACAGGUAGUAACCAAAUACCUAUAUCCAAAUGGCUUAGAGGGUCGGAACUAUUGGCCGUUAUUGCGUGUUAGCCAGUUGUGGAUCUGGAUUAUUGAUGACACGAAUGGCGAAAAGGAUGAUCUUGUAGCCAAUGUCCUCAAAUAUGUUGACAAUGAGGUAGAGAGUGGAAGCUAUCGAGCCCCCCCAGCCUCAGCCAACGACAUGAGUAGGGUGAUUGUCGACUACUGUAUCUAUGCCUACGAGCAGAAGAGAAACGAAGACUAUGUCAGCGGCGAACAUACCCGAGAGGAUCCAGAGGCAAACGCAGCGAGCGAUGGGACGCAAGUAGCAACUAUCGAUGACGACAAGGGCGUCGUCUCUCAGCAACUAGCACGGCGGAAGCAACGGUCUAUUCGCCAGGUUUACUCCGAUUACGUCAAUGAGAUAGGAAGAAGAGAAUCUAAGCUAUUCAGUCUCUUCAGCGACCGAGACCAGCAGUUGAAGGAAACCGGGUACAGAUCGUUCACUGUGGAAGAACUAGACCGUGCGCUGGGGGAGGGCGCAUCACAGCUGCAUCGGAUCAAGGACGUUCGAGACGAACUCAAUAUUCUCAAGACUAUCGCCAGAUACCAACUAAUCGUGAGAUCAAAAAUGGCUGGCGAGACCAGGAGGAGAGAGGAUCUCCUAGCUGCCUAUGUGCUAGGUGAUAUCAUCGAACUUGACAACAACGCAAAUCAAUUGCACGAUGCUUUCAUUAGUACAAUUUCCCUCCAAGAGAGUGAGCUUGCGAAUUUUCAAGCACAACAGGCGGUGAAGCAAGGAAAGACAGUGAUGGUUUUCACUGUUGUGACUGUAUGGUUUCUACCUAUGUCCUUUCUCACCUCUCUGUUUGCACUCGAUGUCUCUUCAUUUCUUCAAGCGCCUGUAUGGGCUUUAGUCAUAGUCUUUACGGUGCCGCUACUUUUCCUUGCGGCUGCGGGUGUCUACAUGUAUCACGCGGACAAAGGUACAAAGCAACAACGACAGUCUUUCGCUGAGAGAACAGCAGCUAGAGAGUCUAGAGUUCCCAGACAAAAGGACAGGUCGGCUACACAGGAGACUCCAUUUUAUCUGGGAUCUUUGAGGAAGAGGCACUCUAGGCAGCCGGAGCAGGACGUAGAGAAUGGACUGAAUUAG
This is a messenger RNA of Fusarium coffeatum, 3726 nucleotides long. RefSeq lists its product as uncharacterized. The record is from RefSeq and is a predicted model, not a curated record. Gene Ontology annotation, molecular function: transcription cis-regulatory region binding; metal ion transmembrane transporter activity; protein binding. The coding region runs from base 1 to 3726 and encodes 1241 amino acids. Lineage: Eukaryota; Fungi; Ascomycota; Sordariomycetes; Hypocreales; Nectriaceae. The transcript has 9 exons. Gene Ontology annotation, cellular component: nucleus; membrane. Gene Ontology annotation, biological process: metal ion transport; positive regulation of transcription by RNA polymerase II; transmembrane transport.